Molecule: messenger RNA, 3281 nt
Organism: Gopherus evgoodei (Goodes thornscrub tortoise)
Lineage: Eukaryota; Metazoa; Chordata; Testudines; Testudinidae
Gene: ARHGAP25
Product: Rho GTPase activating protein 25
Exons: 11
Coding region: 420-2435 (671 amino acids)
Biological process (GO): negative regulation of small GTPase mediated signal transduction; actin filament organization; signal transduction
Cellular component (GO): phagocytic cup
Molecular function (GO): GTPase activator activity
Source: RefSeq, a predicted model, not a curated record
CCCACUUCCUCAAAUGCAAAGAAAACAAACCCAGAAGCUGUGCUAUUUAUCAGUGCUUUUCAGUGAAGCCAGGGGCUGGUGGAUGAAAUGCAGCCGUAACUUCAGCUUCUGUGAAUUAAAGUGUGACUGAGGUAUUACCAAAGGGGGACCUGCAAAAGCGCCAACCAAGAGGCUUAUGGUGCAUCUGGAAAGCAAAAGAGAAAGCUUUGCAAGAAAGCUAGAAAAGUACUUUUAUGGGGUUGCUUACAACCGAGCCCAGGAGGAAGUGCAUUGGCAAAUCAACCUUAAGCGAGGCUUCAUUUUUCAAGCGAGCUCUGGAGGGAAUCAAAACAGGGCCCGGGAUUAGAAGAAGUGUCACAGUACAGAGACGCUUGGAAAAAUAGCCACAUUUAAAAAGCAAAAUAAAACCUUGGUUCAAAAUGUCUCUCAAGCUGCCACGGAAUUGGGAUUUCAAUCUGAAACUGGAUGCUGCAAAAAUAGCUCGUUCCAGGAGCGUGAUGACGGGUGAUCCCAUGGCAGCUUGCAACUGGGCAGCCUCUCCCAACCUGCUGGAGCGGCCCCUGAAGAUAGGCUGGCUGAAGAAGCAGCGCUCCAUCGUCAAGAACUGGCAGCAGCGGUACUUUGUACUGAGGGGCCAGCAGUUGUGUUACUACAAGGAUGAGGAAGAUGCCAAGCCCCAGGGCUGCCUGUUUCUGCAGGGAAGCACUAUCAAGGAGGCAGUCAGCAACCCAGAGGAAGCUGGGAAGUUUAUCUUUGAAAUCAUCCCAGGGGUCUCAGGAGACCAGAAUCGAACAGGACAAGACUCCUAUGUACUGAUGGCCAACUCCCAAUCCGAGAUGGAUGAGUGGGUUAAGUCGAUCCGAAGAGUGGUGGGAUCUCCAUCAGGAGUGGUAUUUGGCCAGCGCUUGGCUGAGACUGUGGCGUAUGAACAGAAAUUUGGGCAGCACCUGGUCCCCCUCUUGAUGGAGACAUGUGCAGAGUUCAUACGUGAACACGGCAUGAAUGAGGAGGGCAUCUUCCGACUGCCUGGCCAGGACAACCUGGUGAAACAGCUGAGGGACGCAUUUGACGCUGGGGAAAGGCCAUCUUUUGACCGCGAUACAGAUGUACAUACAGUGGCCUCUUUGUUCAAACUCUACCUGAGGGAACUCCCCGAGCCGGUUGUACCGUGGUUGCAGUAUGAGGACUUCCUCCUGUGUGGAAUGCUUCUGAAUGCUGAUGAAAUGAAGGGUCAUCAGGAGCUAGUGAAGCAGCUGUCUCUGCUUCCCCGAGUCAAUUACAACCUCCUCAGUUAUAUCUGCAGGUUCCUACAUGAAAUACAGGUGAACUCCAGCGUCAACAAGAUGAGUGUGGAUAACCUGGCAACAGUGAUUGGAGUGAAUCUCAUCAGGCCAAAGAUAGAGGACCCUUCAGUUAUUAUGAGAGGCACCCCCCAAAUCCAGAGAGUGAUGACUGUGAUGAUAAGCGACCAUGCCAAGCUCUUCCCUUUGUCAAAAGAUGAGCCCCCUUCUCCACCUGCCCAAAGGAAUGAUUCCAAGAAGAUCCAAGUGCCGCGCAGUUCUGUGGGCUGGGAUGCUGCAGAAGAUCCACCAGCGUCCAAGGCAAACACUGUAACCCAUGGCCAAAUGAGAGAUGACCUAGAUACCAGCAGUCCCACUUCCUCUGGAGCUGCGGUCAGGCUGGACGCAUCCCUCGAAGAUAAUGAUGUAAACCAAUCCAAAGAUAUGUUGGAAAUGUGGAAAAUACAGUCCAGGAAAAGAACUCAGACCCUUCCUAACAGGAAAUCCUUCCUAAUUGCUUCCUCUCAGGGGGAGAAAGCCAGCAGCGAUAAAAAUGACAUAUUCAGCAAUGACUUUUGGACAUCUUCAGGAAGUCAGUUCUCUCCGACUUCCCCAAAGGAACACAAAAGAACAUUGUCUCAGGAUCUUUUUAAGCUGCUCGACCGUCACCGGACUUCGACCUAUGACAAUGUCCCUACCUGCCAGGCAGAGAGUGGGGAGAGCACUUGCACUAGCCCUCUCAGCACAGCAAGCAGCAGCUCCAAGAAAGAUUUGUUAGAAAACCAAAGCCCUAGCCUUGUGCCAAAGGAACUAUUGGGUCCAAACAUCGGUGCUGAGAACUGUGGCUCUGGUCAGGAGAACCAGGAGUCCCUUCGAAAGGUGAUCCUAGGGCUGAAAAAAGAAAUGGAAAUGCAGAAAAAGGACUAUGAAGAGCAAAUAAAAAGCCUCCAGAAGGAGAACUAUGAAGUCUGGGCCAAAGUGGUGCGACUGAAUGAAGAGAUCGAGAAAGAGAAGAAGAAGUUUGUGGCGCUGGAAUUGAAGCUUCAGAAUGUGGAGCGCUCAUGGGAAGACGUUGAGAAGAGGAACAAGGUGCUGGAGCAGGAGAUCCAGGACUUUGUCAAAUCCAUGAGUGGUCCCAGGGACAAAGGAAAAUAAAAGAAUGGACCUGGAUGUGCACACACAUGGAGUACAGCUGCAUGGUGGAUUAUCCUCCCCCUUCAGAUAGGAAUUACCAGACUGGAUUGAACCAGGGGUCUCUCUUGUCCAGAAUUCUGUUGCUGUGAAUGGCUAGCACUAGCUGCUUCAGAGGAGCGUGUAAGGAGCCCUACAGGUUAAUCUUCCUCUAGGGAAAGUUCCUUCCUGACCUCUAGUAGUGAGAAAUUGGUUUAUGCCUUGAGGUAGGAGGGUUUACAUCUUUUUCAAAACUCUCUUUUGCUUUUUUAUUCCUGCUCUGUUCAAGUUAUCCAUAUACGUGGCAUGAAUGAUACCAUGUGGCAGGGAGUUCCACGUGCUGAUUGUACAGGAUGCCCAUUCACAGUGGCCCUGAAGGAAUCUCUCUGUCACACACCAGUUCCCUGGCCUGAAGAGUGAUAACACUUGUCCUGGGAGAAAGGACUGAUGGUUUUUAAGUUUCUCAGAGGGGAAAAAAAUAACAUUGAAAAACUGGACCCAGGAACUUGGAAGAGCCUGUGUCCUUAUCAUUAUAUAGGUGACUGCUUUGAGUUAGAUUGGACAUUGUACUGCACUCUACGGUUAAACCCCUUUUCUCCAUCCUCUGCUCCUAGGCUGAGUGAAAUUACAGUUUUCAGAAUAAAGUCUACGUUUUAGUAUUGCUGUCAGAAAGAUGGAUAAAAGCAAACAAAUCACCUUAUGCACCCCUCCUCCUCAGAAGUCCAGUGCAGAAUUGUUCCCCAGAGUAUAUUUUACCUGUCACACUUUAUAUUAAGAUUCCAUUUAUAAAUAGUUUAUAACAGGUUAAUAAAUCAUAACUGUUUUAAUAAA